AUGGUUGGCAGACCGCAAAUUCGUUCACGAUCAAAAGUUCAUGAUAUUGAAGUACAAGAUAUAAUGGUCGGUGAUGAAGCACAAAAAGUUCGUCAAAUGUUGGAUAUACAUUAUCCUGUUGAAAAUGGAAUUGUUCAUGAUUGGGAUGACAUGAAACACAUUUACAACUAUUUAUUUGGUCCAAAAAAGAUGAAUAUUGACCCAAAAGAUUGUAAAAUAUUAUUGACCGAGGCUCCAUUGAAUCCGGUUAAAAAUCGAGCAAAAAUGUUAGAAGUUAUGUUAGACCAAUUUCAUUUUUCGGAAGUUUCAUUAGCUUAUCAAGCCAUUCUGACACUAUAUGCACAAGGUAUAUUGACUGGUGUUGUGGUAGAUAUUGGCGAUGGUGUUACACACAUUUGUCCUGUUAUUGAUGGUUAUUGCUUACAAAAUUCAAUUGCACGUUUAAAUAUUGCUGGAAGAGACAUAACACGAUAUCUAAUUAAACUGUUGUUACUAAGAGGAUAUGUUUUCAAUCAAUCAGCUGAUUUUGAUACGGUUCAGCAAAUAAAAGAAAAACUUUGUUAUGUUGCACAUGAUUUAAACGAAGAACGUCAAUUGGCACUGGAUACAACAGUACUUGUUGAAAGUUAUACAUUACCAGAUGGACGAACAAUAAAAUUAUCUGGUGAACGAUUCGAAGCACCUGAAGUUCUAUUUCGUCCAUCACUAUUAGGAAUGGAAGUGAAGGGUGUUGCCGAACUAGUAUUUAAAGUUAUAAAUAGUGCGCAAAUAGAUGAUCGAAAAAAAUUAUAUAAACAAAUUGUGUUGAGUGGAGGGACAACAAUGUAUCCAGGAUUCGGAACAAGAUUAGAGCGAGAACUAGAACAAUUAUAUCAUGAACGAAUUCAAAAGGGAGAUCCAGAGAAAUCACCGAAAAAUGUGAUUCGUAUCGAAGCUCCACCCCGUCGAAAAAAUAUGGUCUUUUUAGGUGGUGCUGUUUACGCUAAUCUUGUUAAAGAUACACCGGUACAAUGGAUUUCAAGGAAUGAUUAUCAUGAACAAGGUGCUGAUAGAUGUUUAGAACGUCUUAAUAAAAUUUGUCCACGUUAA
Messenger RNA from Didymodactylos carnosus, 1089 nucleotides. The record is from the annotation of a GenBank genome assembly. NCBI's taxonomy places the organism in Eukaryota, Metazoa, Rotifera, Eurotatoria, Philodinida, Philodinidae.